This is a messenger RNA of Hyphopichia burtonii NRRL Y-1933, 965 nucleotides long. RefSeq lists its product as uncharacterized. NCBI's taxonomy places the organism in Eukaryota, Fungi, Ascomycota, Pichiomycetes, Serinales, Debaryomycetaceae. The record is from RefSeq and is a predicted model, not a curated record. The coding region runs from base 76 to 882 and encodes 268 amino acids. The transcript has a single exon.
CUCUUGCAACAUAUAAAGCUGUAAUUCCAAUGAAAAGUUUUGGGGGUGUUUUUCUGCAUUUGCUAAAGCUCAACCAUGCUUAAUAUCAACUUUCUCUUAUCAAUUCUUCUUGCACUUAGCUUAGUCCAAAAAGCUCAAGCAGAAACAGACUCCACUACAACCGUGACAAUCACUCCUUAUGUUACGGCCACUACUUACGUUGGUAUGAUCGAACAAAUUUGGGAAACCGAUUAUAUUUAUACUGAUGGUUCUGGGAAGUUAACAACUUAUACGACUUUUGGUACCGUGUUUACUUAUGAUACCGAUAUCACUACACCAACUGCCGCUGCUUCGAACGUGGCUGCUACUAGUGCUCCUACCUUAACAGACUCUUCGGUCUUGUCUUUAGGAAGUCCGGUUUCUUUUCUUAGUUCGUCACCAUCGGGUGUGUCAAGCAUCCCUUCUCUGUCCGAAGUGAUUUCCUCUCCUGCUUAUGAGAGUUCUAGAGCUGUGUUGGCUCCUUAUUACACUGGAUCAGUCUCCUCGUCAUUGAUAUUACCUCUGGAAUCUUCAGCAUUGACUUCUGCUCAAGCUUCUUCAGUAUCGAGUUCAUCGGCUGCUUCAGCAUUGAGCUCCUCUGAUCCAGCUCCUUCACCUUUAAGCCCAUCAGCUUCUUCCAACUCAAUCUCACUCACUUCUGCCAAUUCUCUUGCAUCAAGUGACCCCAAAGCAUCAUCCGAACCUGCUUUAUUACUGGGAGCCUUCUCAACCACCGAAAUACCGUGUUCUGUUCCCGAUGGUGACUACACCACUUCAACCUCAUCUACAAAAAGCACGUUAAAUGAUGGUUCUACAGCAGUACUUGAAUACAUUGUCUUAUUCACUGAAGACUGUGGUUGCUAAUCUUUCCCUCAGGCUUUUAGAUCUGUACACUAGCUUUUCUUUUCUCUUCGUUCUUCCCCUUGGCUAUUCUAUGUAAUAUUAAC